Molecule: messenger RNA, 6122 nt
Organism: Acipenser ruthenus (sterlet)
Lineage: Eukaryota; Metazoa; Chordata; Actinopteri; Acipenseriformes; Acipenseridae
Product: peroxidasin homolog
Exons: 23
Coding region: 84-4508 (1474 amino acids)
Biological process (GO): response to oxidative stress
Molecular function (GO): peroxidase activity; protein binding; heme binding
Source: RefSeq, a predicted model, not a curated record
AGUUUUUAACUUAAAGCUGUCCGAGAGGCUGCGCUUUCUAGUGCAGCUCCAGGCACUGCCAGGGCACAGAACAAGGCAACAAAAUGGAAUCAAAACUACUUUACUUCUUGCGCAUUUGUCUGCCUCUCUCUUUAUUCUUCACCUAUUCCGCUUCUUGCCCCAGUCGAUGUCUCUGUUUUAGAACCACCAUUCGAUGUAUGCACUUGAUGUUGGACCACAUCCCCAAAGUGCCACCACAGACUGCUAUCUUAGACCUCCGAUUCAACAGAAUAAGAGAAAUAACACCUGGAGCAUUUAAAAAAUUGAAGAACCUGAACACCUUGUUACUGAACAAUAACCACAUUAAGAGGGUUCCUAGAAAAGCAUUUGAUGACCUGGACAAUCUGAAAUACCUCUACCUAUACAAGAAUGAAAUCCAUGCAAUAGAUAAGCAGGCAUUUAAAGGUUUGGUGUCCCUGGAGCAGCUAUACAUUCACUUCAACCACAUAGAAACACUAGAUCCAGAAACAUUUAGUGACCUUCACAAACUAGAAAGAUUAUUUCUUCAUAAUAAUAAACUGUCUAGGAUCCCAGCAGGAACCUUUGAUAAUUUGGAAUCAAUACAAAGACUUCGUUUGGAUUCUAAUGGCCUAGUGUGUGACUGUGAAUUAAUGUGGUUGGCUGAACUGAUGAAAGAAUAUGCAAAGAAUGGCAACACUCAAGCAGCAGCCACCUGUGAACAUCCCAGGAGGUUACAGGGCAGGUCUGUUGCCACAGUAACAACAGAAGAGUUCAACUGCGAAAGGCCCCGCAUUACCUCAGAGCCCCAGAAUACAGAUGUAUCACCGGGAAAUACUGUCCGCUUUACAUGCAGAGCUGAGGGGAAUCCUAAACCUGAGAUAAUCUGGCUUCACAACAACAAUGAAAUUAAUAUGAGAGAUGAUGUUCGUCUGAACUUGCUGGUGGAUGGGACCCUAAUGAUUCAAGAUACGAGAGAGUCUGACCAGGGCACUUACCAAUGCAUGGCCAAAAAUGUUGCUGGAGAGACCAAAACCCAAGGAGUUCUGCUGAGAUACUUUGGUACCCCAACCAAACCCAGUUUUGUGAUACAGCCACAGAACACAGAGGUGCGGGUUGGUGCCAGCAUUACCUUGGAAUGCAGUGCUACAGGGCACCCCCAGCCACAAAUCACCUGGAGCAGAGGAAAUGGAAAUCUCAGAAACAACUCCCGGUACACUAUCACCUUAUCAGGAGGUCUCUUUAUUCAGAAUGUAUCUUUGGAAGACCACGGUCAGUUUAUUUGCCAUGCCAGUAAUGACCAGGACUCCAUUCAGGCAUCAUCACAAAUCAUUGUUCAAGCUCCCCCGAGGUUUACAGUGACUCCCAGUGAUCAAGUUGUGAUAGAAGAUCACUCUGUAGACUUUGAAUGUGCAGCUGUUGGAAAUCCACCUCCUGUCAUUGCCUGGACCAAAGCAGGGGCUCAGCUGCCCAAUGACAGACGGCAUGCUGUGUUGUCAUCGGGUACCCUGCGGAUCAUUCAUGUGGCCCUACACGAUCAGGGGCAAUAUGAAUGCCAGGCAGUCAGUGUGGCUGGAGUGAAGAGAUUGCCGGUGCAGCUGACUGUGCAACCCAAAGCCCUGCCAUUGUUUACCCAUGAGCCACAAGAUGCUGUGGCUGAAGUGGGCCAGGAUGUGGAGAUACCCUGUAGUGCUGAAGGAGAACCUCAGCCUUCCAUUACCUGGACAAAAGAUGGUGUUCAAAUCACAGAAAGUGGAAAGUUCCGUGUCAGCACUGAAGGAACUCUUACUAUUACGGAUAUUGGUCAAGCAGACAGGGGGAGGUAUGAGUGUAUGGCACGGAAUACCAUUGGUCAGUCAACAACUAGCAUGGUGCUAAGCAUUACAGUUCGAGAGGGAAAGCGUGUGGGUGACAGCUUUGUUGAACCAUCCUUUCAUGAUGCAACUCAAAGGGUUGACAGUGCAAUCAAUUCCACCCGCAGAGAUUUAUUUGACAAGCGUCCUCGUACUCCGAAUGACAUACUGGCACUAUUCCGCUACCCCCGAGACCCUUUCACCAUUGAGACAGCAAGGGCAGGAGAGAUUUUUGAACAAACCCUCUUUCUGAUCCAAGAACAUGUGAAACAAGGGCUAACUGUAGAUCUCAAUGGCACAGAAUUCCGCUACAAUGACCUAGUUUCCCCACACUACCUUGACCUCAUCGCCAAUCUUUCAGGCUGCACUGCUCACCGACGCUUCCCAAAUUGCUCAGACAUCUGUUUCCAUCAAAAGUACAGAACCCAUGAUGGCACCUGUAACAACCUUCAACAUCCCAUGUGGGGUUCUUCCCUGACAGCUUUUGAGAGAAUCCUUAAACCUGUCUAUGAGAAUGGUUUCAGCCUUCCCAGAGGGGUCGGCGAAAACAGCAUGUACAAUGGCCAUCAUUUACCAAUGCCACGUCUGGUCUCCACAGCCAUGGUCGGCACUGAGGCCAUAACUGCUGACGACCGCUUUACACAUAUGCUGAUGCAGUGGGGUCAGUUCUUGGAUCAUGAUCUGGACCAGACUGUUGCUGCUCUAAGCAUGUCACGGUUCUCUGAUGGACAGCCCUGCAGCUCUGCAUGUUCUAAUGACCCCCCCUGUUUUCCCAUCAUGAUCCCUGAAAAUGACCCGCGUGUCCGGAAUGCCAGGUGUAUGUUCUUUGUCCGCUCCAGCCCAGUCUGUGGCAGUGGAAUGACCUCAGUUCUUAUGAACUCUGUGUAUGCCAGAGAACAGAUUAACCAUCUUACCUCAUAUAUUGACGCCUCCAAUGUGUAUGGAAGCAGUGAGCGUGAGUCUGAAGAGCUACGUGACUUCUCCAACCAGCGUGGCCUUUUAAAGCAAGGCAUGGAAGUGUCAGGAUCUGGAAAACAUCUGCUGCCAUUUGCAAUAGGACCACCCAUUGAGUGUAUGAGGGAUGAGAAUGAAAGCCCUAUCCCAUGCUUCCUCGCUGGGGAUCACCGAGCCAACGAGCAGCUGGGCCUGACUGCCAUGCACACUCUGUGGUUCAGGGAGCACAACCGCGUUGCACGAGAGCUGCUAAAACUGAAUCCCCAUUGGGACGGGGAUACAGUAUAUCAUGAAACCAGAAAAAUUUUAGGUGCCCAAAUGCAGCACAUCACCUACCAGCACUGGUUACCCAAAAUCUUGGGGGAGGUGGGUAUGAAGCUUAUGGGGAAAUACAAGAGCUAUGACCCAAAUGUAAAUGGGGGCAUACUCAAUGCUUUUGCUACUGCUGCUUUCAGGUUUGGACACACUCUGAUAAACCCAAUUCUGUAUCGUUUAAAUGAGACAUUUGGGGAAAUCCCACAGGGGCACAUUCCUCUCCACAAGGCUUUCUUCUCACCUUUUAGGAUUGUCCAGGAAGGUGGCAUAGACCCACUCCUGCGAGGUCUCUUUGGAGUAGCUGGUAAAAUGCGGGUUCCUUCUCAACUUCUGAACAUGGAGUUGACAGAGAGACUGUUUUCCAUGGCCCACUCGGUGGCUCUGGACUUGGCAGCCAUGAAUAUCCAGAGAGGCCGUGAUCAUGGGAUCCCUCCGUACAAGGACUACAGGGUUUUCUGUAACCUAACCUCUGUUCAGGAAUUUGAAGACCUGAAGAAUGAGAUUAAAAACCCAGAAAUUAGAGAAAAACUUAAAAGGUUGUAUGGUACACCCUUAAAUAUUGACCUUUGGCCUGCAAUGAUGGUGGAGGAUCUUAUUCCUGGAACUAGAGUGGGGCCAGCCCUCAUGUGUCUGUUUGUUACACAGUUUCAGCGACUCAGGAAUGGAGACAGGUUAUGGUAUGAAAACCCAGGCGUGUUUACCCCAGCUCAGCUCACACAGCUUAAACAGGCCUCCUUAGCUCGUGUCCUGUGUGACAAUGGGGAUAAUAUCAAACAAGUCCAGCCUGAUGUCUUCUUAAAAGCGGAUUACCCUCAAGGAUAUGUGUCCUGUGAGGAGAUCAGCAAGAUUGAUCUGAGAAUGUGGCAGGAUUGCUGCGAUGAUUGUAGAUCCCGGGGACAGUUCAGUGCACUGUCCCAACACUUCCACAGCAAACGCUCUGCAGACCACAGCUAUCCUCUAGAGAAACAACAGGGAGAUGUAUGGGAAAAUAAAAAGCAAAAAAGUUUCAGAUAUAAAGAAGUAAUGGAAACAAUCAAUAAUAUCACUGAUUACACAGAGGAAAAUCAAUUGGACUCAGCUCAGGAUUUCAGAAGCUUUAUGACUGAAAUGCAGAGGACAAUAUCUUCUUUCAGAAAACAGAUAAACAAACUGGAGACUCGACUGAAAAAGGAUGGCUGCAUGGAUGAAAGUGGAAUCCAUAGAAAAGAAGGUGAACAAUGGGCAAAGGAAAUAUGCACCAGCUGUCACUGUGAGAAUGGACAGAUUACAUGUUUUGUAGAAACCUGUCCUCCAGCAGAGUGUUUGAAGCCCUUCAGAGUGAAUGACAGAUGUUGCCCUGUUUGUUCAGUGCCUGAAAAAGGAACUGGGUCUUCAGUCGGAAACUUAUAAAGACAGGAUGCAGAUGAUUGGUCAUCAACUUGCAUUGUCUACUGAUGUUCACAAGAAUCUGUCAAGCAGUUAUUGUUAAUGCUUACUGUAUGCACCAAGUCAUCAGAACUAUACUUGUGAAAAACAGGGAGGAUUCAUGAAUUCUUCCUUUUACUAUUGACAUCUUUUCUGCCAUUGCCAAAAUAAAAGUAAAUUUUAGCUGAAAGACUGCAGAGUUACUCCCAAAGGUAGCAUUAUGUGGUUGGCUUUUUUUAAGUAGAGUAGUUUUUUUUAUAAUUAUUAUUAAUAUUAGUUAUUGUUAUUACAUAGUGCAUCACACACAGGAUUAGCAAAAUCGUUUUUUUCUGACUAAAAAGUUGAGAUUAAGAAAAUAACUUAAAAUUACAUUAACUAAGUAUUGUUCAUUGACUAGCAAGGCAGUAGUUAACUAUAAUAAAGUGUUACAGUAAAAAUAUUCAUGGAAGCAACUCCUAUGGCAGAUAUUUCCAUCCUCGAGGCUCAUGAUUUAUACAACGAAAAUGUAUUUAUUGUAAUUUGCAUAUAAUAUUAAUAUAUACCGCAUUGAAAGUCACAUUUAAAACCAAUUCUGUAUGAUAAAUGGGUUCAAAAGUCACAGGUCAGUUUUAUUAAAAUGCGCCACAGGGUGAAUUUGUCAGAAUUUGAAAUAGCAUUUCCUGAUAAUGAGAACAUAUACUGUAAAUGUCAUAAUGUGGCAUUUGAUACUAAUUUAAAAAAAAAAAAAAAAACGUUUCAAACUGAUUUUUUAAAUAUACGUUAUUAUUCAUAAAAUGUAAUAUGCAUUGCAUUUUAAACAUAUGAAUACUGGAUAGAAGUGUGAGAUUGUUUGCAGUAAAUUGCAGAACUGGUUACUCAGACUACAGUAGACAUUUCAAUGGCAGGUCUUCCUGAAGCUGUUUAAAUUCAUGAUGGGGAACACUGUAAAAACACUGACAUUCUUUCUGAUAUUGCCUGUGAAAUACCUGUACCUCAUAACAACACAAAGCCAGGGAUAUUCGACAACAAUUGGUGCUAAGUGUCAUGCCUCAAAAAUAAAUAGUAUAAAUAUAUAUUUCUGUGUAUUUUUUAUAAGUGACUAUACGCAAAUACUGUACCAUGUUAAGAUGUGUAAAGAUUAGUUUUCAACUACAACUAUGACACAAGUGUCUUACAUAACACUAUAGUUGAAAUGCAAAGCAGUGCAUCUGAAAAGUGUCUCUGGGCCAGAAUUGUAUUUUGUGCAACAGAUUGCAAUACAUUUUUAAUAUGGCUUUGUACUACAGUAUUUUCCCAGAAAAAAAGUGCUAGGUUAUUUAAUAAAACAACAUAUUUUGUAUUUUACGGGAUACAGGACAGAUUAUAAGGGAUAUUAAUGCAUUAUAUUUUUUGUAUGACAAAAAUAUUUUUUCAUUAACAUACUGUAUGUAUAGGUAUGCUGACACAACUAUGUUCAGCAAAAAACAUUAAAUAAAAUUGACUGUACCACUGUAAGCAUAAUGUGCAGUGAAAAACAAUUCUGGUUUCCAAAUUUAAAUGGUACUGUAACAGUGCUUUGUGCAUAAACAUUUAUCAUAUUGUAUAUAUUUUGACAAUAAAGAUUUAUUUUGAAAUUUGAAA